AAAUUCUGCACACGCCGUCUGAUGCGAGUGUCCGCUAGAGUGUGCUGCACGGGAAACGGUUGCAAUCAAAGCGAGUGGAGCAGUCGUAGCAGUCGAGUCGCAGUUUUUGGUGUGGUGUUGGAAAAGCAGUAGUUUUCACAAAGUGUGGUCGGUUUCCCAGUUCUGGAGGAAAAGAAGUUAAUUUGGCUGAAGGCAGCAGUGCAAGAGGAGAGAGGAGCGUGAAGAAGAGUGUGCGAAAGCGAGAGAGAGAGAGAGUAAGAGAAGAGAAGAAGUGUUGAUUGCGCGUGAGAGCGAGAGAGAGAAAGCGAAUUUUCCCAUCUUCUAAACUACAUUACCAACAACAACCGGAUUCAAGAUGAUGUCCACCAACACUUGCUUCAAGUGCGACCGUCCCGGCCACUAUGCCCGUGACUGCCAGAAUGUCGGAGGCGGCGGUGGCCGUGGAGUCGGUGGACCGCGUGACCGCCGGGACUUUGGCCGUCGCGAGAAGUGUUACAAGUGUAACCAGAUGGGUCACUUCGCCCGUGACUGCAAGGAGGACCUGGACCGGUGCUACCGUUGCAAUGGUGAGUAAAGAGAACCUUUUUACAACAACAUACAUACAUAUUCUAUAUCUUAUUUCAUUUCAUUAUCUUUUAUUCUCGUCAUCUGUAAUGGCGGCGCCUCGCGCGCGCAUGCUAGGGAAAAGCGUAUGAAGAUGCACAUUUUAUUGGUUAUGUUGCCUUCGCAACCACGUCGUGGCGGCGCUGGUACAGUUGGCCCCGAUACGUCUUGUGUUUGUGCCGGUGUAUGGGUGUAUGUGUGUGUUUCAGUGCGCACACAGCACGUCAUCCCAUGCUUCUUUCCGGUGUGCAAACGCAAUCAUCGAACCGUUGUGUCACCCAUGUGCUUUCAGGAGAGGUGCUUCCAUUUUGCUAUUUUCGAAUUCUAACUGUAUUUCUAUCGCUUCGGUAAGAAGCGAUGAAGAGAGCAAGAAGACAAGGGCCCUCUUUCAUAACCUAGCUUCCGGGAUUGUGGCACGUAAAGCCUGCUGCAGUGGCGUAUGCGCGCACACACACACAUACACACCCAGUGCCGGUAACCGGCUGUGCAUCACACACAAACGAACAUGCGUUUUGCUGGCGUGCGUGCGAGUGUGUGCGUGGACGGAAAAACUCACCGCCAAGAGAGAUCGUACCGCCGCCAUUGACGACACGCACACAGCCAACUGAGUGCGUUAGAUGAGAAACACACAGCCAAAUGGUGUCGCUGUGCUACACACACGUUUUCGUUAGGGAACGUGUGUGCGUGCGUUCGUCUAAUGGCGGCAGCUGCGGCUACUUCGAUCAUCAAUAGCACACCUUUUCGCCGAUUUUUUUUGUGAAACCACAUGUGGUUUUUUUUUUGCGGCAGAAAAUAUAUUGCGUCGUUUGCAAUUCUGUCUCUCGCUCCGAGCGUUGAUUGUACUGUGGCGUACCCAUUUCGAUCAUUUUUAUUCAGUCAAUAAGGAAAAGACGGGCGGCCAUUUCUGAAUUCUACUGAUUGAUGAUUAUUUUCUACUGACGACUUCAUAUGAAGCCUAUUUCUUGACUUAAUCGUGUGUAGUAAACCCUUUGGAAUAGAGUGUUUUGUGACGCACGUACAGUACAUACUGCGUUUCUACUUUCCUUUUUUUCCAAGGUCUCUCUAAUUACACCUUCCCCGCGCGCGCGGUACCAUUUUAAUCCGUUCCCAUUGACUGACUGCUGUUUCUCGUGUGCCAACGUGUACACUCACCAUCACCACCACACUGCUGCUUCCCAGAUAGCGGUUUUCUUACCACAGCGAGGGUUGUCUUUUACAUACUUUUCAUCGCACUAAAGCAGAAAAUUACAGCUGCGGUAACCAUGUCUCUGCCCCACCACACACACACUCCCUUCCCUUUGAAGAUCGCGCAUUUGUGCUGCACAGCAAACGAUCAAUGAGAUAUUGAUUAUGCAUACAUAAGCACAAGCAAUAUUUUUUGCAUGGAUGGUACAAUUUAAACCGGCUUUGAAAAGAAAACGCGAUAAAUGGGUAAAGGAGAAGAGCGACGGGCGGCAAGUAAGUUCCAGUUUAAGCUUUCAAAGCUUCCGUUCUCCAUUUUUUGUGUGUGGUGAGUGAUUGUGGCGAUGCAAUUAAACCCCGAUAUUAAUCGGCGUAAUUUAAUCAAUCAUCACCGGCACGAAGUAGGCGUGUGUGGUUAGUUCCAUUACACUUCUUUUGCUCUGACCGCUUGGUAAGAUGGUGGUACCUUUAGCAAGGAAAAUGAGAUGAACAUUCAUGUAUAUGCCGUUCGCUUUUCCCAUUUUCCCCGGUCUAGCGAUACUGUUGGGUGUGAAAAAUACGUGGGCAUAAUUUUGCCUCGCGACGGUGACGCGCAAAGAUGGCUCCACGGGAAGGAGUCAGAGAGUGGGCGCGAUAAUAAUGUGGUGUGUUGGUGUGUUGAUGGUAAUGGUACAUGCGCGCGCCAUGCGAGAGGCGCAAGCAAAAGCGCUACGCCAGCAACAUAAUACCGAACCUCUCGGUCGAUCGGCAGGGUCUCUCCACUACUACCACACACACUGCCAAUAUAGCGUACAAUGACGUGCUACAUUUUACACGCGUGUCCGAGAGCGCGAUUGUAUUUGUGUGGGAAAUUUUCUCUUGCUCCAUUGAGAAGGAGGAGGAAAAGUGGACGAGAUGACGAUGUUUUAGUGGGAAGGUAAGAGGUUGCUCCUUAUUUUUCUUCCAUCGAGGGAAGAACUUGAAAUGGAUGGGAAGACCCGAGAGAGAUUUCAUUUAAUGCAUACAAAUUAGAAGCAUCGUCUUCCUGUGUGCUGCUUGCUUGCUUGCGGGUCGUGCGGUGUAAUUGCUUCCUUGAAGUGUCAUGUAACAUGCCCCCGAUGGACAGACGGUUAUCAGCAAUGAAACUAAUAUUUUGCGUUUCUUUCUGUUGGAUGGUGAUAACGAGGGCCUGGUCAGAGAUAGUACAAUCGUUGUUGGUUAGAUUAUUUUUGCACACGAGGGUCGCGCCUACUGCGCCGCCAUUUCCCAGGGUGUACGAGGGUUGAUAAGGAAGAAAGCGAUGAAGAAUAAAGAUCGAAAAACCACCCCCCGCAAUGAAAACCAUUCAUCAUGUUUGUUUUUUAACGUACAAUUCGUGUAUUUCGAUUGACUUUUCUUUUUCUAACCAAUGUUACCUGUGUGUUGAUGUUUUACAGGCAGCGGCCAUAUCGCGCGCGACUGCAGUCUGUCCCCGGACGACUCGUGCUGCUACAACUGCAACCAGAGCGGCCAUCUGGCCCGCAACUGUCCGGAGAAGAGCGACCGCGACAUGAACGUGUCGUGCUACAACUGCAACAAGAGCGGCCACAUCUCGCGCAACUGCCCGUCGGGCGACAAGUCUUGCUAUAGCUGCGGCAAGAUCGGCCACUUGAGUCGUGACUGCACAGAAAACAAGGGUCGGGAUUAGAAGUCGGGUUACUCGUCGUGGUGUGGCAGUAACAACAACACUGCGGCGUAUUUCCGCUUGCCACAUCAGUCCUCCUCCUCCUCCUCUACAACGGCAGCAGUAAAUGCAUCAUCAUCUCCGCAUCAGCAGCAGCAGCAGCAGCAACCGCAACCGCAUCACCACCAUGCGCAGCAACAGCACAUGCAGCAGCAGCAGCAGCAGCAACAUUCGCAGAUGAACCACCAUCAGCAUCAGCAGCAGCAGCCUCCGUCGGCGCCGCCCCCACACCACCAUCAUCAUCAUCAUCAUGCGCAUCAUCCAGCGGCGUCGGCCGGCCCACUGCACGGCAUGCCCCAUGGCGGUCCGCCCCAUCUGCAUAAUCUUGCCGCGGCCCAUCAGCAGCAGCAGCAGCAGCAGAACCACCAUCAUCCGCAGCAGCAGCAGCAACAGCCACCGCCGCAACAAGGUGGCCCGCAUCAGCAGCAUUACCAGCAGCAUCCGCAUGCCCAGCAGCAGGCGCAACAGCAGCAGCAAAUGACCUUUGCCGAGACGACCAAGUCGACGAUUCUGAAGACGGCGGCUGGCGGCGUCGGCGGUGGUACUGGGGCCGCUGCGGCCGGUGGAGGGUACGUGCUGCAGGAGAACUACUACAACUCGGCCACGGCAGCGGCGGCCUCGUCACUGAUCGGCCACUCACCGUACGGUGUAGGAACGGUCGUUCCGCCGAUCGGUGCCGGCGCGGCUGGCGUUGGUGCGGCAUGUGCAGCGGCUGCUGCGGCCGCCGCUAUUUCGGCCAGCAAGCCCCGCUUUAAGCUGUAAGCAGCCCCCUUCCUUCCCCCUCAGUCGUAGUCUCGCCAGUGACCCCUCACACACGUAUGACAAAACAACCAUGAUGUGUGUGCAGCAGAAUUGGGAACUUUACAUGCAUGAUGUGUACGUACAAUGGCUGAUGAUGCCCCCGGGGGAUGAUGAUGGGGACGGAAGAAGAAGAUGAGACGAUGCCGUAAAGGAGAAAGAGGAGGAUGGACUGUUGUGGACACAGUCAGGAAAGAACAGAGAAGUAACACGCGACAGAAGCAGAGGCAGAGGCAGGAGAACGGAAGAGUAAACGGAAACUUCAUUUAUUAUAAAAACACCUAUCCUUAAAUAUUAUUGAUUAUAAUGAAACAAACAAAAAAAAGGAAGAAGAAUACAAACACACAAAACAAAUCAACAAAAUAUGCAUUAUAAUUAUACAAACACACAUACAUACACUACUCUCUCUGAUGUAAUUGUAACGAAGGUAGCGCAGCAGCACAGAAACACACGCAAGUUGGAAGUUGGAACGAGAAAUGAUGGCAAACAACAUACAAACAAGCGCACGCGUUUCACACGUGUAUCAGCCAUCUUCCCGCCUCCCGAGCUCACCUGAAACAAGAGGGAAAGAAGGAUCAACAAGCUCUUAGAUAUUAUGUUCUCAACCAAGACGGUAGGGCGUGUCUGGUUUUGUGUACCUACUUACCCAGAAAAGAAGAAGGGUUUUGAAGAUUAAUGGUCGUGUUUGUACCCUGACGCGCGCAAUAUCCAUGAAAAUUGUUCCUUGUAGAUACACUUACGAGGGGUUGAGUUUGAGAGAGGAGACUACUAAUUUAGGUUAAAUCUCAAGGAAUUUCUCAAAGACAAAGAGGCAGAGAGCAGAGUUUUUGGGUGGUUGUGUUGUUAUAGCAUUGUUCCCUCUCGCGAUAGUUUUUCCCGGCAUUUUUGGCAAAACGAUUCCACACAACCACCACCGUGUCUCGCCGCCACAACUAACAGCAAGCACCUUUUAACUGAUCACUUCAAAGAGGAGGGACGAGCGAAUGUGUGUGUCUAUGUGUUGAGUCCGUAUCGCAGGAUACUGGCUCGAGCGACGACACACUUUACCUAUUAUUAUUGCCUAUGUUUUGAUGGGCACCACCAGGUCGAAGAAAAAUGAGGCUUUUAGAUUCGGACGGUCGGAAUUGCGUGGUGGAAAAGAGGGCUCUCUCAGCUGGACACUGGGAGCGGUAGUGCCGUGGUACCACCCGUGAGACGAUUUUUCGAAGGAGAGAAAAAGAGAGAGUUCCAGGGUGGAGGAAGAAUUGUGUAACAAAUGUUGGUCAUUUGUCUGUUGUAUGCCACGUUUCUAUUAUUAAGAGCUAGAGCGAACUGCAAUGCGAGCGGCGCGUGUCAAGAGAGAAUGUUAGAGGAGUGUUCCACACAAAUCCUUAUUGGAGAAGUAGUAGAGUAAAACCACAGAAUCAAUAAUAAUCCCCCCGCGGUGUGUGAAAAAUUUGAUUUUAGAGAGUGCAUUGAAGAAUGUUCUUAAAACUCGAUAGCCCAGGAACCAGCAGCAGCAGCAGCAGCAGUAGCAAGUAUAUAGCGCCAAGUACAACAUGCAUGCGUGCGCGCGUGCGCGCCUCAUGCACGUGGUAAUUGUGUAGUAAGCGAAGGCUGAGCGAUAGCGCGCGCGCGGUAAAAGGACCGAUCUCCCUUAGCAGAGAGAGCGCGGGGACUGAUAUGAUCUCUCUAAGAGACGCACCGAGGUGUUAGUAGUAUGUUGUGCGGCGGCAACGUAUCGUUGUUCGAAUGGUGUUGCCGUUUGCGGUGGAGUAAAGGUGCGCGUGUAUGCAUCCUUAAGCAUAUAUGCUGACGCAGCGUUUGGCCGUAAUCGCGCCACCAUUUGGAACACCGCCGCACAACAGCGAAGAUGCAGCGGAGGAGGAGGAGGAAGAGAAGUGUGUUGUCGAAGGCAAACAAACAAGCAGAGACAGAGAGAACAUAGUUGAUGUGUUUGUGUUUGGGUAGUAGUAGCAGCAGCAGCAGCAGCAGGAAGAUUGGAAGCAAAAACAAAUGGAGAAAAAAUUGAAGAAUUUUGUAAUAGUGAUUAAUUUGAAUUAUUAUGGAGAUGAAGAAAACAAAAAAAUAAUCCUAACACGAUACAAAAAACAAACAACAA
This is a messenger RNA of Anopheles gambiae (African malaria mosquito), 6386 nucleotides long. It is a transcript of the gene CNBP, whose product is annotated as CCHC-type zinc finger nucleic acid binding protein. Gene Ontology annotation, molecular function: zinc ion binding; nucleic acid binding. Lineage: Eukaryota; Metazoa; Arthropoda; Insecta; Diptera; Culicidae. The record is from RefSeq and is a predicted model, not a curated record. The transcript is spliced from 2 exons. The coding region runs from base 3632 to 4249 and encodes 205 amino acids.